AUGAGAGAAUUGAAGAUUGCUAAAUUAUGUUUAAAUAUUUGUGUUGGUGAAUCUGGUGAUAGAUUAACUAGAGCUGGUAAAGUCUUGGAAGCCCUCACAGGACAGCCACCUGUCUUUGCUAAAGCUCGUUACACAAUCCGUGCGUUUGGUAUCCGACGUAAUGAGAAAAUUGCUGUAUAUGCUACAGUCAGAGGCCCUAAAGCAGAAGAAAUCUUAGAAAGAGGAUUAAAGGUCAUUGAAUAUGAAUUGAAAACCAGAAACUUCUCCAACUCUGGCAGUUUUGGUUUUGGUAUCCAGGAACACAUUGAUUUGGGAAUCAAAUACGACCCAAGCAUCGGUAUCUAUGGUAUGCAUUUCUACAUAGUCCUGGGCAGAGCUGGAUACAAUGUAUCUAAAAGACGAAGAUGUAAAAAUAGAAUUGGUAUUAAACACAGAAUUACCAAGGAUGAAGCCAUGAAAUGGUUUCAACAGAAGUAUGAUGGUAUAAUUCUGCCUGGAAAAUAA
Lottia gigantea (owl limpet) is the source of this 504-nucleotide messenger RNA. RefSeq lists its product as hypothetical. Gene Ontology annotation, molecular function: RNA binding; structural constituent of ribosome. The transcript has 5 exons. Lineage: Eukaryota; Metazoa; Mollusca; Gastropoda; Lottiidae. Bases 1 to 504 code for a protein of 167 amino acids. Gene Ontology annotation, biological process: translation. The record is from RefSeq and is a predicted model, not a curated record. Gene Ontology annotation, cellular component: ribosome; cytosolic large ribosomal subunit.